UAUGCAUGACUUUUACUUUUUUAAGUUGGAGAUAUCACUUAUGAGUUCUUAUGUCAUUCUAUGCAGUUGGUUUGGAUCUGUGACAGCCAAACACAUUGGAAGUUGAUUGAAAUUGAAGCCCAAGACAUUCAAUCCCACGUUUAAUAAUGUUCACGAUCAGUCAUGGGGUGAAUGCAUUUUCCCCACAGUUGUUGCUGCCCAUAUUUCUGCCUAGGUUUGAUGUGUAAGAGAGAUUUCAGAGGGUACUGAAUGGGUAAAUUUUCACUUCUUUGUAUCUCCUAUACUCAAAGUGCAUGAUUGCAUCAUGGCAAGGGACGAGGAUUUGAGGAGAAAACGAAGCUGGCGCGAGCAGUUCCGACUUGUUGUCUGGCUGGACGCAGGAACCCCGAAAUUUCUUUCGGGCAAUCAAACGACCCCUAUUGAUUCUUGCGGAAAUUAGGUUCCAGGAUAAGAGCUUCCAUGGAAAUUCUUUUCCCUACGAAAAUGCAACGUUCUCUUACAGGAAUCGAUGUCCAUGAAUCGGCUUGUUGGGACUCUUUUCCCUGGUGAAGAUGCAGAAACGCGUUCCCCCGCCCCACCUCUGCAAGGCGUACAGCCUUGUUCUCUUCCGAAGGGUGUCGACGACGAAUACAGCCUGGGGGAGUCGGUUCUUGUCCACGAAGACUCCAUUUCUGCGAGAUCGCGACUCCCAAGCAGAAAUGAGGAACGAUCUUCGCUUCUUGGAUGCACAAACGCCCACGAGAAAACUGCCUUAUGCCAUGGUAGCCCAGGAUGAUGAUGAUGAUGACUAUGGUGGUGGUGGCGAUGACAACGGUAACGGUGGUGAUUUGGAGAGGUCGAGCACUGACUCGGAAGCUUCAGGAUUUUGCUGCCCCGACGAGCAAAGGACUAAAUGUUAUCGUCCCAUGACAAGCCAGGAAGAAGAAGAGGACGAUGGUGGCGGGGAUGACGAUGAUGUAGACGGCCGCGACUUGUUUGAUGAAACGUCAAAGCGUUAUAAACAAAAUGGGAAUUUCCGCAAUGCAUCGGAAACCAAAUUUAUGAAUGCCGACCUUGAUCAUUAUGGUAAUGAAUUGCCUCCCUCUAGUUCCCGUCGUUUAGGCAAUCAGCCGAUUGGAAAUUUACCGAGCACCACGGGUACAUAUAGUGGUCGUGCUAAUUACAUACUGCAGGACUUCAGCUUGAAAACCGACAAAAGGAGAGGUACGCUCAAGCAGAACCAAGAAAGCAACCUUCCUGAAGUAGAAAGGGUGUAUAGAGUUUUAUGUAAGUUUCACACUCACAUUCCUAAGCUAGAAUUGGCUUUGCAUGAUUCUGGUGUGUUCCUUAAGCAAUCUUUGGUUGAGAAAGUAUUGAAGAGAUGUGGGGAUGCUGGAAACUUGGCAUUUAGGUUCUUUAUUUGGGCCUCAAAGCAGCCUGGUUACUCCCAUAGCUUUGAUACCUACAAACUGAUGAUCAAGAUUCUAGGCAAGAUGAGGCAAUUUGAUACUGUCUGGGCAUUGCUCGAGGAGAUGAAAAAGGAGAAUCCUUAUCUUAUAACACCUGAAACUUUCAUCAUGUUGAUGAGACGGUUUGCUUCGGCACGAAUGGUGCGAAAAGCAAUCGAAGUUCUUGAUGAGAUGCCAAAAUUCGGGUGCGAGCCUGAUGAUCACACGUUCGGGUGUUUGUUGGAUGCUCUGUGUAAGAAUGGUCAUGUUAAGGAAGCUGCGUCGCUUUUUGAGGACAUGAAACUUAGAUUUCCACCCAAUUUGAAGUAUUAUACUUGUUUGUUGAAUGGGUGGUGCAAAGAUGGCAAGCUGAUGGAGGCCAAAUUUAUUCUGAUUCAGAUGAGGGAAGCUGGUUUUACUCCUGAUAUUGUUGUAUAUAACACCCUUUUAUCUGGUUAUGCUGUUUUGGGCAAGAUUGAAGAUGGCCUUGACCUUCUGCGCGAGAUGAGGAGUAAAGGGUGUCCUCCUAACGCUGCUUCUUACACUGUUUUGAUUCAAUCCCUUUGCUCUCAAGGGAAAAUGGAAGCAGCGAUGCGGCUUUUCACUGACAUGUCCAGGAAUGAAUGUGUUGCUGAUGUUGUAACUUAUACCACCCUUAUCAGUGGAUUUUGCAAAGCUGCUAAGGUGGAUAAUGCUUAUGAGUUGUUGCAGAACAUGGUUGAGCAUGGUUGCCAUCCUAACCAGAGUACCUACUUUCAUAUCUUGGUAGCUCAUGAGAAGAAGGAAGAACUGGAAGAAUGCCUUGAAUUAGUUUCUAAAAUGAAAAGGACAGGCUGCCUCCCUGAUCUCAACAUCUGUAAUACUGUCAUUCGACUGGCUUGCAAACUGGGGCAAGUAGAAGAAGCUUUAAGUGCAUGGAAUGAAAUAGAGGAAACCGGAUUUAGUCCAGGGAUUGAGAGUUUCACCAUAUUGAUACAUGGCUUGCUUAACCAUGGAUCACUAAUUGAAGCUUGCGGCUACUUCAAGGAGAUGGUUCAAAGAGGUCUCAUGUCCGUGCCUCAGUAUGGGACUCUGAAGGAGCUUAUGAACACACUUCUAAGAGCAGAGAAGCUGGAAAUGGCCUCAGAAAUGUGGGAGGUCAUUAAGAACAGUGGAGCCAAUCUAAAUGUCUUUUCCCAUACAAUAUGGGUGCAUGCAUUGUUUGAACAUGGGCAUGUGAAAGAGGCAUGUUCGCGGUGCAUUGAAAUGCUUGACAGUGGUUUCAUGCCGCAGCCCGAUACAUAUGCAAAGCUUAUGAGAGGUCUAAGGAAACUUUUUAACCGAGAAAUUGCAUAUGUAAUUACUACAAAGGUUAGGCAGAUGGCAGCUGAUAGAAAUAUAAGCUUCAAGAGCUAUGCACGUCGAGGUGAGAGAAUUAUGAUCGACAAACAAAAAGCGAAAAAGGAAGGUAAGAAAAAGAGAAGACAUCGACCCCGACGGCACUCGCUGAACUCACUGUAACUCCAAUCCCAACUGAAUUGAGUAGCAGCAGAUAUUUCAUGAUUAAUCA
This is a messenger RNA of Nymphaea colorata (pocket water lily), 2976 nucleotides long. Its product is annotated as putative pentatricopeptide repeat-containing protein At5g65820. The transcript has a single exon. NCBI's taxonomy places the organism in Eukaryota, Viridiplantae, Streptophyta, Magnoliopsida, Nymphaeales, Nymphaeaceae. The record is from RefSeq and is a predicted model, not a curated record. Bases 552 to 2927 code for a protein of 791 amino acids. Gene Ontology annotation, molecular function: protein binding.